UGUAGGAAAGGGGGCGGGAAUCAGGUCGUUUCCGCCGUGGGUCUCAUGUCUGUUUAUGAAUCGAUUCAACGGGGUCAGCUGUCAAAAAGACACGUCCAAGAAGCGAGACCAUGAAGCAGCUGCCUGCGGAUACUGUGCGGCUGUUGUCGAGCUCCCAGGUCAUCACCUCUGUGGUGAACGUUGUGAAAGAGCUGAUGGAAAACUCCCUGGAUGCCGGGGCUUCCAGCGUCGACGUUAAACUGGAGAACUCCGGUUUGGACCGGAUAGAAGUGCGGGAUAACGGCCAUGGAAUCAAAGGUGAAGAUACUCCUGUGAUGGCCGCGGCGCACUUUACUUCAAAGAUCUGCAGCACGGAGGACCUGGAGAUGCUGGAGACGUAUGGCUUCAGAGGAGAGGCGCUGGGCUCUAUCUGCUCCGUGGCCGAGGUGACUGUCGUCACAAAGACAGAGGAGGAUGACAUCAGCACCCAGUACACGCUUAACUUCUCAGGGGAGAUUGUCUCUCAGAAGCCGUCUCACUUCGGUCAAGGCACAACAGUGAGCGUACUGAAGCUUUUCAAGAACAUUCCGGUGAGACGUCAAUACUACUCCUCUACAAAGAAGUGCAAGGAGGAACUGAAGAAAAUACAGGACCUGCUGACGGCCUACGCCAUUAUAAAGCCGGAGUUGAGGCUCACGCUCAUUCACAAUAAGGUGGUGGUUUGGCAGAAGGCCACGGUGGCCGAUCACAGAAGUGCCCUCCUUGCUACCCUGGGCGCCAGCACCGUUGCCAACCUGCUCCCUUGCCACCACCAGCAAGAGCAACCAGAGUUGCUUUUAGAUGGAUUUUUUCCAAAGCCUGGAGCGGAUUACUCCUCAACCAGCAAUUCCAACCCUGACAAAACAUUUAUAUUUGUCAACAGUCGGCCUGUCCACCAAAAAGACAUAAUGAAGUUGCUACGUCAACACUACGCCGCUCAGUAUCCCGAUGACCCGGCCCGAAACCGCUAUCCCACCGCCAUGCUGAAAAUCACCGUCCCACCAUCCUCAGUCGACGUCAAUCUGACUCCGGACAAGACCCAGGUUCUUCUCCAUAACAAGGAGGCCGUGCUCACCGCGGUAGAAGCGUUACUGGUUUCUCUCUAUGGCUACCGGGCCGACGGCGACCCCCCGGCGGAGAAGCAGGCCGGCCUCGAGACACCCCCCUCGCCGCCCGGCUCUGUGCGGGCCGACGCUUCGCCGCCAGACCAAAGUGCGGAGCGGCACGCCGGCCUCGCCGGUCGCCGCGGUAACCUCCCCAACAGCGGCGGCGACGCCGCCCCGUCGGCGGGAAUAAGCGCUGAUGCUUCGCUGCGCCGCCGGACCUCUGACGGCAGCUCUUCGUCGUCCGUGGCGGAGGACUGGGUCGUCAACCAGAUCCCGGCCGGCGUCGAGUGCAGCGCGUUCUUCCACGCCGACGAGACGGCCCAGAGCGCUCGGGCGGCGACGGUGGGUUUGGUGGAGAGACUCGAGGACGAGGACAAGGCCGCAGCCGCGUCAGGCGCGGCCUCGAGUGAAGGCCGGAUAUCGGCCGCGGACUGGAGCCGGGGGACGGCUUUGAUCGACCCGGCGACACGAGAGCCCCUGCGGCCCGUCGAAAUCCAUCAAGCGCCGAGGAACGGUGCCCCCGACUGCGAGGUCGAGGGUCGGAGCAGCUCGAACAGAAAGAUGCUCAACGCCAUCACAGAGAAGCGGGCCUCUCUGACGGCCUACGACCUGAUCAGCAACCGCGCCACGAGGGCGCCGCUGACUCCCGUCGCCCUGUUCGAGAAGGAGGCCAGAGCGGAGGUCCUCAGGGAGAAACCCACGGCCAGCCUGCUGGAUGUCAGCGGCGCCGUUCACGAGAGGUGGAAAAAUCUGAGGGAGGAGGACCGUAAGAAGUAUGAGGAGAAGGCCCAAAAACACCUGGAACACCACGACCAAAGGACCAAGUUGGCCUCUGCCGAGGGCCACAGAGGGGCGAGUGGGAGCCCCUCGAGGGGCCCCGCACAGGGCCAGAAACGCAAGGCCCCGCUGUCCAACCAGCAGCUGCUGGACCAGCUCUUCGCUGCACAGCCCCAGAAGAAGGCGAGGAGCCCCGCGCCCAAACCCUCGCAGCUCCUCCCCUGCAGCGUAGCUGCCCUUCGGCUGCAGCUCCAGCGCCUUUCAUCCCAGCGCAGCGCAGUGCCACGGGGCCUCCGUCUUGUAAACCGGCUGGCCUCUCAGAGCGCCUGGGUCAUUUUAUAUGGUCAGAGGCUCAUGUUGUUAAACCCAUUUCGAGUGGAGGAGGCCUUACUGUUUAAGAGACUCCUAGAGAAUAAUAUACUUCCAGCAGUGAGUCUCCAGAACCCCAUAGAGUUAACAGAUGGAAUUCUAGGGGGGGCUGAAUAUGCUGAGGCUUUGUGCAAUAUGGAGAAACGGAGCCCCGAGCUAAACGGAGGGGCCUUGUUCUGUGAUCCCCGGCUGCUCGCUAACGGGUUUGAAAUCAGACUCACUCCAGGCCUCACGUCGGCCGAGAGACAUCUGGAAGUGACAGCAAUGGCAGACUGCGUGCCUUUCCUCGGCGUGGAGGACCUCAGGGAGAUCCUGACAGCAGUUCUUCACAGGAAGGCCCGGACGCUGCAAGAGUGCCGGCCGCUUAAAGUCAAAAACUACCUGCAAGGUGAAGCGGUACGACUUGCCCGUCAGUUACCUACAAAUCUAUCCAGGGAGGAUGUGGAGGAAACCCUUCUACGGAUGCACCAGCAGCUCGCUGGGAGCAACCAGACCUGCAUCCACGGACGGCCGUUCCUCCGACACCUGUCAGACAUUCCUUCCACAGACCAGGAAGCUAAAGCUCUGCUGAGGCCUUUGGAGCUGUAGGAGGAAGACACCUCAAUCCAAAAAUAUCAGCAGUGCAUCUACGAAGCAGCCGCCUCGUUUUAAAGUGACUGAUAUUUGCAGUGUGUUAUUUUCAUUCUGCCCAAAGGAUGGCCAACUUUGUUAUAGAACAGAACAUCCAAAAUAAAAUAAUUUGUCCACAUUUGAUCAAUCAUUCAACUCA
Molecule: messenger RNA, 3039 nt
Organism: Gasterosteus aculeatus aculeatus (three-spined stickleback)
Lineage: Eukaryota; Metazoa; Chordata; Actinopteri; Perciformes; Gasterosteidae
Gene: pms1
Product: PMS1 homolog 1, mismatch repair system component
Biological process (GO): mismatch repair
Cellular component (GO): MutLalpha complex
Molecular function (GO): ATP hydrolysis activity; ATP binding; mismatched DNA binding
Source: RefSeq, a predicted model, not a curated record